Molecule: messenger RNA, 2859 nt
Organism: Erpetoichthys calabaricus (reedfish)
Lineage: Eukaryota; Metazoa; Chordata; Cladistia; Polypteriformes; Polypteridae
Gene: tmprss9
Product: transmembrane serine protease 9
Exons: 12
Coding region: 28-2034 (668 amino acids)
Biological process (GO): proteolysis
Molecular function (GO): protein binding; serine-type endopeptidase activity
Source: RefSeq, a predicted model, not a curated record
UCCCAGUUACAUCUGUCUUUCUCUGUGAUGUUGCUGCAGCAGCUGUCUGAGUCUCGGGUGCAGGAGGUCCUACGGGUGGGCCUGGGCUCCUCUAUGCAGAAACAUCCUCUGACUAUCUCAAGCUUUGGAAACAUCACGUCAGUCACCCUACAGAGUGCAAAUGGGAGAUCUUACUAUCAGAUUGGAAACAUCUCUGUGUACUGCCCUGCAAAUAUAUUCUCCUGCCAGAACAAAGAAUGCUUGACCAAGAUAAACCCUCAGUGUGACAAUGUUGUGGACUGCGAUGAUGGCUCUGAUGAAGCCCACUGUGAUUGUGGCAUUACGCUGGCCAUUGCCGAUCGCAUCGUUGGGGGUACGGCUGCCUACCUAGGUGAAUUUCCCUGGCAGGUGAGCCUGAAGCUACAAGGAACUCAUGACUGCGGGGCAACCGUCAUUAGCAAGACCUGGCUCGUGUCUGCGGCACACUGCUUUGACUCGAUCAGUGACCCCACACAAUGGACAGCUUUGGCGGGGGCAACACUGAUAACAGGAGCACAGUCAACCGCCAUGGUGCUCAACAUCAAAUCCAUCAUAAUCCAUCCCAACUACAAUUCCUUCACAGCAGACUAUGACGUGUCCUUGGUGGAACUUGAGUCUCCUUUGACCUUUAACUCCUAUAUUCAGCCGAUUUGUCUGCCCGUGCCAUCCUACAACUUCCCACCUGGGAUGCAAUGCACAGUCACCGGCUGGGGACAGCUUUAUGAGUUUAACAGUACCCAGACCACAAUGCUGCAGAAGGCCACAGUCGGGAUCAUUGACAGUACGUUGUGCAACUCUUCUCGUGUGUAUCCCGGAGCUAUCACAAGCCAAAUGAUGUGCGCUGGUUUCUUGGCAGGCAAGGUUGAUGCAUGCCAGGGAGAUUCUGGAGGUCCUCUGGUCUGUCAGGAAAGCACAGGUCGUUACUUUUUAGCUGGAAUUGUCAGCUGGGGAAUUGGAUGUGCUGAAGUCAACAGACCUGGGGUCUAUACUCGAGUGACAAGUAUCCAAAGUUGGAUCAUGAGCUACAUUAACCAACCAGUGGUCAAUCAAGCUAUACCCUUAAUGAAGAGCAUGUUGAUCAGUCCAACUGCAGCCCUGACCACCACCUCGUUUUCAAACAUGAUUUCACCUGAGGCCAUGACCACCCCUAUUAUAAACUCCAUGACAAACAACACAGAUUGCUUUGGAAAAUUCCAGUGUUCAGUGGGAACUUGCAUUGACAAAAUCAAUCCUGAAUGUGACGGAGUGAGCGACUGCACCAAUCAAGCAGAUGAGAACAACUGCAAUUGUGGACAAAGGCCAGCGAUGAACCUGCAGAGGAUUGUGGGUGGCUCCAGUGCAGUCCUCGGAGAGUGGCCAUGGCAGGCCAGUCUGCAGAUCCUUCAGAGGCACGUCUGUGGUGCAGUCCUCAUCAAUCAGAGAUGGCUUCUCACGGCGGCCCACUGCAUCCUUCCGAGCCGAAAUCCAACCAGGUGGGCAGUGAUCAUGGGGUCCCUGAAUGCCACAAGCAAAGAUGGGGUACGGCUGCAUUUGCGCAGGAUUGUUGUGCACCCUCAUUUCAACCGUACCAACAUGGACUUUGACAUAGCACUCCUUGAAUUGGUAACGAUGGCACCACUCACCAACGUGAUUCAGCCUAUCUGCCUGCCUUCAUCAACGCAUGUCUUCACCAACCAGAGCGAGUGUUUUAUCACAGGCUGGGGUGCCAUGGAUGAGGGAGGCAAAAUCCAGACGCAAGAGCUGCAGCAAGCAUCCGUGGAUCUCAUCAGCCAAUCAGACUGCCAGGAGGCCUAUGGGUGGAACAUCGAGAGCAACAUGAUGUGUGCCGGCUUUAUGGAAGGAGGCACAGACACAUGCAUGGGUGAUUCAGGAGGACCACUCGCCUGCAUGGAGGCUUCCGGCCGAUGGUUCCUCGCAGGGAUCACCAGCUGGGGGAAAGGAUGUGGUAGAAAAAACUACCCAGGGGUUUACACCCGCAUCACCUCAGUCUACGACUGGAUUAAGUCAUACAUUUAGAAUUUUAAAAUAGUGAAUGGACAGUCCACCUUAUCCUGAGGGGGCCCUGUGAGCCCAGAUCACCAAUGCUUUGACAAUCCUGACCAGGAGAUGGCAGAGUGAGCAAGAAAGCAGAUGAACUUCAUCUCCUGAAAACUGGAGCACAGACUCUUUAAUUUAUUUAUUCUCUUAUUUAAGAAUUAAGAUGACCAGAUGUCAUUGUUGGUAAUAGACCUGCCUUUGCUACAGGAACUGAAAUCAAACAUAAAGGACAAAUGGGGCACACUAUGAAAGCAAGGAGGCCAGCAUAUUAAUCCUUUAAAAAAUAAUUCAUUAGUGUCACUAAUGGAAGAUAAAGUCAAGGUCAAAGUUUCAUGUUAAACCUGGAACAGCACCUCCUCCAGUGCCCGUCUAGUACUCAUUUAAUGACAUUAUGGUCUGGUGCCAUUGUGUGCAUAUAUGUUGUUUUAUGUUGUACAAUAAAACCGUCACUUCUUACCCAUUGUGUUUUACUGUGUAAUGAACACCCAGGAAUCCAUGCAUAGAACAAACAGACUGAGCAACCAGCCCUAGUGUCAACACCAUGGUCCCGCUGAGCCUCUAAUGAUUAGGAAGUAAACCAUAAGGCUUGUUUUGUGAUCCAUAAUCCCUGCUUAGAAAAACAUUUCAACAAAAGACAUCAAUGAAGUAAAGAAAAUACGGAGAACACCUUAGUAUCAUCAGUCUGGGCAGAGAGGCAGGUGGAGUCACGCAGGAGAUGUUCAAUGUACUGUUACAAAGAUAUAAAGAUUAAAAUCAUCUGAAGAACAUUUCCUACUUCAGUAAGACUAUUUUUGAUUGUUCAUA